CGUGGACGGACGGGUGACUUUUCUUUGCCACGAACGCAGGACGAGCGUCAACAAGGAGGCCUACAGCGAUCCCUUAGUCGCAGCAUCACCCUUCUCAGCUUCGGAAAGCCUCGUCCAUAUCAGCUUAAACCAUGAGCAAGGGAGGCAAUAUCAAGGUGGUGGUCCGCUGCCGGCCGCUGAAUAGUCGUGAAAUCAGCAAAAAGGCGGAAUGCAUCAUCCACAUGGACGGCAAUAUGACGACCAUCACCAAACCCGAGGGGCCUGAAGGCGGCGGAAGCAUUACUAAGUCGUUCUCGUUCGAUCACUCAUAUUGGUCCUUCGACAAGAAGGAUCCCAACUAUGCAGGACAGGAGCGGUUGUACGAUGAUCUGGGCGUAGAACUUCUAAACCACUCGUUCAAUGGAUACAACACUUGCAUUGUGGCAUAUGGACAAACUGGAAGCGGCAAAUCGUAUUCAAUGAUGGGAUACGGCGAAGAUCGUGGCAUUAUACCCCUUUCCUGCUCAGAGCUUUUCCGGCGAAUAGAGGCUAAUAAGGAUCCCACGUUGAGCUAUAGAGUUGAGGUUUCAUAUAUGGAAAUCUAUUGCGAGCGGGUCCGAGAUCUGUUGAAUCCAAAGAACAAGGGCCAUCUCAAAGUGCGCGAACAUCCGUCCCUGGGGCCUUAUGUCGAAGACCUAUCAAAGCUCAUGGUCACGUCCUUUCAAGACAUUGAGAAUCUGAUGGAUGAAGGCAACAAGGCCCGAACGGUGGCGGCAACAAACAUGAACGAGACUUCAAGUAGAUCCCAUGCAGUCUUCACCGUCCUACUCACUCAGAAGCGAUACGAUGUCGAGACAAAGCUGGAGACAGAAAAAGUGUCAAGGAUUUGUUUGGUGGAUCUUGCAGGAAGUGAGCGAGCCAACUCUACAGGAGCAACGGGUGCACGACUGAAGGAAGGCGCCAACAUCAACAAAUCACUUACCACGCUAGGUAAGGUCAUUUCAGCCCUAGCAGAUGCAUCGAGUGUACCUGCGCCGAAGAAAGGAGCCAAGAAGACGCCUGAAGUAUUUGUACCAUACCGCGAUUCGGUCUUGACAUGGCUACUGAAGGAUUGCCUUGGAGGAAAUUCCAAAACGACCAUGAUUGCAGCACUAUCACCGGCAGAUGUCAAUUACGACGAGACGCUUAGUACUCUGCGAUAUGCAGACCAGGCCAAGAGAAUCAAGAAUAAGGCCAUCGUUAAUGAGGAUCCGAACGCCAAGCUUAUCCGCGAACUCAAGGAAGAACUCCAAGAGCUGCGGUCAAAAUUGGGUGUGAGCGAUCCCCUACAGACAGGUUCAAAUUUGGCUACCCCGAAUGCACUGGUGACAAUUGUGGAUUUGCAUGGCAAUUCUAGAACGCUCACGAGAGAGCAGCUACAAGAUGAGGUUCAGGCGUCGGAGAAGAUCAUGGCAGAACUGAACGAGACGUGGGAGGAGAAGCUGAGGAAGACGCAGGAAAUCCAGCAGGAACGCGAGCGGACGCUGGAGGAACUUGGCAUUUCGGUCGAAAAAGGGCACAUUGGUGUGCAUACUCCCAAAAAGAUGCCCCAUCUGGUGAACCUGAAUGAGGACCCUUUGAUGUCAGAAUGCUUGGUGUACCAGCUCAAGUCUGGCAAGACGCAUGUGGGAAAGCUGGGAUCAUCCACACCUGCUGAUAUCCGAUUAUCAGGUAGCAACAUUCUGGAUCAACACUGUUAUUUCGAGAACAACAACUCAGUCGUCACAAUAUACCCCGGCAGCUCAUCCAUGACGAUGGUGAACGGCCUACGGAUUAGUAAACCGAAGCGACUUCGCUCAGGGUUUCGAGUCAUCUUAGGCGAUUACCACGUCUUUCGUUUCAAUCACCCGGAAGAAGUUCGGAAAGAGAGGGAUCAGCAACAACAAAAUACUGCAGCGUCAAGCUCUGUCUCAUCGCCUGCUUCCAAGAUCCUACAGCCUGGUCAUUCGAACAGCAUGGAGGAUGAUCGGCCUGAGGAUCGCCCUGACUCCCCAAUCUCGUCGGCGUCGGUCAUAUCGGAGUUCGUCGACUGGAACUAUGCGCGAAAAGAAGCUGUUAUACAUGCACAUAUGCUGUCGGAAUCCAGUAUUCAUCAACUCAAGGAUCAGGACCUGGACGUUCUUUUCGACAAUAUUGCCAGGGUCAGAUACCAGCGAAAGGGUAUGCGGCCCGAGAGUCGUGGAGGAUCCUACUUUGAUGACGACACUGAAUCGAGAUCAUCAAGACUUUCGACAGUAGAGCGGUGGCAUGGUGAGCACGCAGUGCUCGAAGAGGAUGGACGAGAGAACCAGGUACCGCCAUUAGAAUCAUCUGCGUUGGCUUUGAAGGAGAAACUUCGGAUUGCAGAACAGGAGAUGCAGCAGAUGAAUCAACAGCGACUGGAAUACGAGGCUAAAAUCCAGAACCUGUCCGCAGUGGAGGCUAAGUCAGACGAAUUGUUGGCUGAAAAGACACUCAUGGAGGAACGGCUGCGACAGGCCAAAGAAGAUCUCAUGGCACAGCUAGAGGAGCAGCGGGAGCAAUUCGAGGAAAAAAUGAAGCGCAUGUCAUUACUUAGCAUGGCGAGUAGCAAUCUCGACGAGACGAAGCUCAAGGGGAAAUCUUUGCUACUAUAUACCGACCAUGAGCUGGAGCUGAUUCGCAAGACCAUAUCGCGUUGGAAGGAGUACAGAAAAAUCCAAAUGGCUGAAACCAUUCUCACGAACGCGGUCCUGGUCAAGGAAGCCAACAUCAUUAGCCGUGAACUUUCUAAGCAGGUCGUAUACCAGUUCACCAUACUCGAGGCAGGACCUUUUGGGAAUCCGGAAUCACACUGGGAAUCGAAUUCGGGACUUUCACAAUUCAACAGCGACGAAGAUACGUCCCUUCAGACAAUCAAGCGACCUUGCGUGGGUAUUAAAGUCAUCGAUAAUAAGCACAAUUCAAUCUAUACCUGGUCGCUUGAGAAGCUCAAAGCCCGUCUACAUCGAAUGCGGAACCUAUACAACUUCGUGGACCGACCUCAGUACCGAAAACAUUUCAACAUGGAGGAUCCUUUUUACGAAUCGCCAGCCCCCAGAUUCACGUUUAUUGGGAGUGCUUCGACAUCCUUGAUGUGUCUAGCCAAGCUGCAGUUCAAGCAAUCGGUCGUACCCAUCCUUUGCAGGAUGACCGGACGAAUACUGGGACGGGCCAGGAUAGGAAUCACGCCACUCAAUCACAAUCGCGCCAAGAGUCCGACCGCUAUAGAAGCCCCAGCUACCCCACCACCUAAUCAAACAGACGGACGCAGUCUACAUCACGAAGCGAAUGGAGACCAGGACCAGCUAGAGCAAGACCCAGCAGAAGCACCGGACCCAGUCAAAGUUGGCGACCAAGUCUUGUUUGAAAUCUCACUCAUCGAUAUUGAAGGGCUUUCUGAAAAGCAAUAUACCCAUGUCCAUGCUCAAUUCAGACUAUCUAACUUUUCAGGUGCAGGAAAAGACGCUUCUGGGUCAUCUCAGACUGCGAGCAUCCGCAACGAUAAACUGUUUGCAACCGAGACUGUGAGCGGUUUCGAUGACGGGCCCAUCUUUUUUGGAUUCUCGCAGACCCUAUCAAUGGUCGUCACUGAGUCCAUUUUGGACGUGCUGCUACACGAAUCGCUGCAUUUUGAAGUGUUUGGAGAAGCAACAACUACGGCACUCGCUAGAUGGGAAAAGUGGGACAUGGACCAGGAGGAGGCCCAACAAGGUCCAGCACCCAGCAAACCUCUGGCGACAAAUGGAAAUGGUUCGCAGCGUAGCGGAUGCAGAGCAACUGUACGAGGCGCUUCAGCCGCAUCUCUUACGGAGCGCCGCUCAGAGGAUGAGUUGAUGACGGAGGAACAGCAUGAUGUCCUCGCGCAUAUUCAAGUAUGCGAGCUGGCACCUACUGGCGAGUAUGUACCUGUACAAGUGGUGUCGAACUCGACGGUUGACACGGGGUCCUUCCAGCUUCGACAGGGACUGCAGCGACGUAUCGUUCUGAGAAUGUCGCAUACUUCUGGCCGUCAGUUUGUAUGGAGUGGCGUCUCUGGGAUUAAAAUAGGACGAGUUCGACUCCUCGAUAGUAAGGGCAGGAUCACAGACUCGCCACCCAGAGAAGACAUCUCGCUCAACAUCGUACCAGGACAGAAGGUGGAGUACCCCACCGACGGCACUAGCCUACUGGUCGCUCAAGCUUCGUGGGACAGCACACUGCAUGAGUCCCUGUUCUUGAACAGGGUGACGGCGUCGAAUACGCGAGUUUUGUUGACAUUAACCUGGUUUGUGGAGGCAGAGCGGUGUAUGGAUCCUUUGUGCUUCCAGAUGGAUAUUACGGCUCAGAUUCAAGACAGGGAGGCACGGGCCACAUCUCAUUCGCCUUACAGGCUUGUUCCCAUGUUCCUGCAACAAUCCAACACAAGAGUGCUUAAAAAAGCAAGCGGAUUGUUCUUACUGACGUUGCGGCCGAUUGUGGCCAAGAAGGCAUCUGAGCUUUGGCGGAUGAACACUGCCAGCAAGUAUGUGAGAGGAGAGGAGUUCUUGGCUGGAGUUUGGAGACCUCGAGGAGUCUCGCUCCUGAACGAGUUCAAAACCACAAGGGAGGCGAUCCAGAAGCGUGAGGAGGUUGAGAGGACGAGACAUUGGCUACAGCUGUUGAAGGGGACUACGCAAUCACGGCCGAUAUCAAAGGAUGGAGACGAGUCAUCAAAACUCGGCACGGAAGCAGGCAGUAACCAGGGGGCGGUUGAUCAUGAGCAUAAGCUACUGCGGCGCAUCCUUGACCUGUGGCUCUCCAAAUCCAUCUCGCUGGAAGAGGUGGUGCUCAGUCAGGAUCCUCCAUCGCUCGACAUGGAUAACCCAGAAGUGCUCAAACAACCUCGUCCUUCCCCUCAGCUGCAGUCUGAAGUGAAGAUGGUGACCAAGAGUGACAAUGUCUCGAAGAAAGGAUAUCUUUUCUACCCCGAAAAUCGCGACGAGACGUGGGUCAAGUGCUGGUUCGUGAUCCGUCGCCCUUACAUGUACAUCUACACCAAUUCGACAGAGACGGACGAACUCGGAGUCGUUAAUUUGACCCAUGUUCGAGUUGACUACCAGAAGGACCUCGAAAACAUGCUCAAGCGGCAAUAUGUCUUUGCAAUAUACACAUCAAGUAACGCGUAUCUUAUGCAAGCACCCAACCGCGACGAGAUGUGCUCGUGGCUGAACCAUCUGGACCAGUUCUUUGACCUCUCCCAGAUUUCUUACGUAAAAUGAAACAUAGAAACAUCCACUACCCAGUCCUCGCUUCUUGGUUAGAAGCAACUUUGAAGUAAUUUGCCAAUAUCAUCCCUCCUUCCCCGCCAUA
This is a messenger RNA of Gamsiella multidivaricata, 5346 nucleotides long. RefSeq lists its product as uncharacterized. Gene Ontology annotation, molecular function: ATP hydrolysis activity; microtubule motor activity; ATP binding. The transcript has 10 exons. Gene Ontology annotation, cellular component: kinesin complex; microtubule. NCBI's taxonomy places the organism in Eukaryota, Fungi, Mortierellomycota, Mortierellomycetes, Mortierellales, Mortierellaceae. The record is from RefSeq and is a predicted model, not a curated record. Bases 132 to 5255 code for a protein of 1707 amino acids. Gene Ontology annotation, biological process: microtubule-based movement; cytoskeleton-dependent intracellular transport.